AUGAUUAAGUCAUAUUAUAAUGAGCAUAGUUGUGCCAGAAAGUACAUAAAUAAGUCUAUUACAUCUGGUUGGAUUGCUGAAGAACUUGCCUAUAAGUUGAAGAUGGAUCUUGAAAUGAAGACCAAGGCAAUGGCUGCUUAUAUUAUGGAAAAGUAUAAUGUAACAGUCCCUUAUGUUUCAUUGUACAGAGCAAAAAAGAAAGCCCGUAUAGCCAAUGAAGGUAGUCAUGCAGAGUCAUUUGGCAAACUAAAUCACUAUGGUGAAGUGAUGAGAGAUAGAAAUCCAGGUAGUCUUUUUAGGCUCAAUUUUCAUCAAAGGCAGGUAUUCACAGAGCCUCCAAUUUUUAAGAGAGUGUUUCUUUGUUUCAAAGCUUGCAUAAAUGAUUUUGUGAGGGAUUGUAGACCAUUUAUAGGUCUUGAUGGUUGCCAUCUCAAGGGUGUGUAUGGAGGAGUUCUACUGGCUGCUAUAGCUGUUGAUGGAAACAAAGGAUUAUUUUCCAUUGCAUAUGGUGUGGUUGAAAGUGAAGGUAGAGAAAGUUGGCAGUUUUUCUUAACAAAUUUAUAUGCCGCUCUACACAUUUACAUGGAUGAUAUGACCAUCACAUUUAUGUCUGAUAAACAAAAAGGGCUACAUGAGGCCAUUAAUGAGACAUUUGUAGGCCAUCACCAUAGAUGUUGCAGUAGGCAUCUGUAUCAAAACUUCAACAAAAGGUUUUCAGGUGUGUUACUAAGAAGACUUUUUUGGUCUGCAUCUAAGGCAUCUAAUUCAUUCUUUUUUGGGAAAGCAAUGAAUGACAUGAAAGACAAGAACAAAGAAGCAUAUGAUUGGUUGAGUAAAAAUCCUCCCAACAUGUGGGCUAGACAUGCAUUUGAUUUUAGAUGCAAGAGUGACCAUAUAACAAAUAAUAUGAGUGAAUCAUUUAACCAGUGGAUUAACCAUUUUAGGAACAAGCCCAUUCUGAUUGUAAUUGAUGAGAUAAGGAAACAAUUGAUGUCAACAAUGCAUAAAAGGUAUGAAUUGGGUUGCACCUUUAAGGGAAUAGUCACACCAAAGAUCAAGAGAAAGUUGGAUUUGCUCAAUGAAGAAUCUAGAGGGUGUAUUCUCCGUCCUGCUGGAUUAGAUGAGUAUGAAGUCUCAGAUAGGGAUGGCAGUUAUGAGGUUAAUUUGAAAAACCACACUUGUGGUUGCAGAGCGUGGGAAGGUACAGGAAUACCUUGUAAGCAUGCAACCUGUUGUAUUCUUUACAAGAGGCACACAUUGGAAAGCUAUUGUGAUGAUUACUAUAGAGUAAAAAGAUACUUGGAGGCUUACAAGGAUAUAAUCCACCCAUUACCUGGUUUGGAGCAGUUAAAAUCUGAGCAUCACCUAAGUACUGUUCAGCCUCCACCCUUGAAGAGGUUACCAGGAAGACCACAUAUCAAUAGGAAGAAGGAACCUGAUGAAGGAGCAUCUGGAGAGUUUAGAAAAAGAUUUGGAAGUAUCAGAUGUAGCAACUGUAAGGAGGUAGGCCACAACUCAAGGAAAUGCAAAAGAGCUCCAAUUAAAGGGAAGGAAGUAAAGGGAAAGAAGGGAAGUGGGAGCAAAUGUGAUGUUAAUACCUCUCAAAGAUUGACCAGAUCUCAAGCUUCUUCUACCAUCACUUAUGACAAUAUGCAGGCCAAGAUUGAAGCACAAAGGAAAGCCAAGGAAGAUAAAAGGAAAGCAAGAGAAAUGAAGAAGAAAUAA
Messenger RNA from Telopea speciosissima, 1725 nucleotides. RefSeq lists its product as uncharacterized. The record is from RefSeq and is a predicted model, not a curated record. The transcript is spliced from 3 exons. The coding region runs from base 1 to 1725 and encodes 574 amino acids. Gene Ontology annotation, molecular function: nucleic acid binding; zinc ion binding. Lineage: Eukaryota; Viridiplantae; Streptophyta; Magnoliopsida; Proteales; Proteaceae.